This is a messenger RNA of Leishmania mexicana MHOM/GT/2001/U1103, 4758 nucleotides long. RefSeq names its product conserved TLD domain protein. The record is from RefSeq and is a predicted model, not a curated record. The coding region runs from base 1 to 4758 and encodes 1585 amino acids. NCBI's taxonomy places the organism in Eukaryota, Euglenozoa, Kinetoplastea, Trypanosomatida, Trypanosomatidae. The transcript has a single exon.
AUGGGCUACGAGACCCGUGAAGCCUUGCACACGGCUUCUCCUCACGUCGCCGGCGAUGACGACCGUAAAGGCAGCAGCCCCGACGACAGCGCUGCAGGGGCUGGUCCGCACGACUGUCCGCCCUCCACUGGUGUAGCACAUGAGCAGCUGGUGGAUCCGCUGGCAAGCGUGGGCAAGCUUCUGCCGCCUGGCUUGGACGAGGAUGACUACGACGAGGAGCGCAUGUACUCUGAACAGAAGGAGCUACGUGACCAGCUGUAUCGGCAUCCGCAUGCCUUGACACCACCAGUGGCACGGGACGGCGCCGAUAUCGCCUCUCCGGUGUCAUCGACCAGCCCUACUCCACACGACUCGACACCAGGGUACGACGCAGCAACCGCACGGUGGCUCGCCUGCCUGCUCGCCAAGGUGCACCCAGAUGCGCUGCCGAUCGCCACACUGGAGAAAAUCUGCAAGUUACCCCUGACGGGCUCACCGAACGCGGCAGCAUCAUCACCUGCACGCGGCGGGGCAGCUGCUCGCCGGCAAGCCACGAGCACUACCUCCGCGGCCAGCAUCGGCAACUGGCCGUCUGCCACUGGAGUGAACGACUCUCCGUCGACAAGCACCGUUACCGCCUUGCCUCUGCUGCCCUCUCUCAAGUCGUCGCCAACCUCAUCGCCGCCCGGCGCGGCAUCGCCGAUGGCCGCUGGCGGGCGAAGGGACAUGCCGACUGGCAGUCCGAACAACAACGACGGCGCCGCCGCCGCCCCCGCAGCUGCUGCUGCUGCGCCCUUCUCCUCCGCCUCGUUAUCACUCCUGUUCGCCACCCUCCUCUGGGACGUCGCCUGCGCCCUGUGGAACGAGGGCUUCAUCGAGGACGCGCACCACUGGCUCUCCGUCAUGGACGUGCGACGGCUGUGGAAGCUCUACAAAGACGUGUGCCGCGGUGGCCGCCAUGAGCAGCCGUCAGCGCCGUCGCCGUCAUCGAUCUUGGUCGUCAGAGAGCCCCCCGAGGAGAGCGUGAAGAGCGGCAACCGCGCUUGUGCGCUGAGCUGGCCGGCGGUGUUGGCGGAGAGCUGCGCCGCAGACGCGUCGCUGUCCGCGCGCCGGCCAUUGCUGUCAUCGGCAGCGACGGAAAGCUCAUCAGGAAACACCGGCCAGACUAUCAGCUCCAGUGGUGCGCAGCAGGAGCACGCCGUUUCUAGCCCAGUUGCACCACAACCUCGACAAGGAAUCCUGCUCUCCGCCCUUUCUCAGGUCGGCGGGCCGCUGCCCAUGACCGACUUGGCCGCCUGCUUCACAGACCCGGCAGAACUCGAGGUCGGCAACGUGGACAAGGACGCGGUGACGGUUGCCGCGCAGUCGAGGACGGAUGAGCGCAAUGUGGGAGGCGACGCAGCAGCGAUGCAUGCAGAGGCACGAACGGCUGCACUCGCCAACUUUGUCCGCCGCCUUGCACGCCGCACGAGCGCGCUGCGUGACCUCUGCGGGCUCAUGAUCGCCUGCGAGACAGCCGAAGAUGUUUUCUACGUCCUGUACGCACUGAGCAGCGCUCUUGCGACCCAGCAGUGGAAGUACGACCAGCAGCAGGAGCGACAGCGAGCGGACGAAGCGGCAGCUGCGGCCAGAGGGGCAGCCGACACAGCGGCCGAAACGACCACGACUACUACGAACGGCGGGUUGUCUGAGCUGCUCAUCAUUGCGAACCUCCUCAUCGAACUCUUCAUCACGAAGCGGGCCCAGCAGCUGCUGUUGGAGGAGGGUGGACUGGACGAAUUCGCUUCUGGUAUCGCCACCGCACCGUCGCCAUUAGCGGCGGACGGACGUGGGGGUGGUGCGGAAGAUGCAUCGCGCAGGCUUUCACGUCAGCAGCAGCGGCGCACCGACCGUGCCAUUCGCCGCGCGUGCGACGAGGUUGUCGGCACCUUCACGAAUGGGCGCUGCCUCACCCUCUACGCACUUGAAUCCUAUGGCAUUCCUCCCCCGUGCAACGGCGACAGCAACACCGCGGAGGCGCAACUGUUGGCACCUGAGCUACCCUACGUGCUCGUGAGCAACGUGCUGAGCAGCACCCUCAACUACUCCACCCGCUACCUCUUUAGCAAGGUGUACCACGGCGUGAUGGGGUGCCGCAGCCGCGCCCCUGCAGAGCACCAUCAGGAGGCUGGGAUAGGCACCCCAUCACCAUCAUCUUCGGCAGCAGCCGCGUCCGUCCAGAGUCAUCCGAACCGCACACGACGUGCCACAGAUGCGGAGAAGGAGCGCCGCCGCGCAUGGACGAUGCCGCCUGCUGCUGCAGCGGUGUCGCCACAGAGGACACCACCAUCGCACGCACACGCCCCACCAGCACCGGGAUCCACGACCAUCACGGCCUCUGUGCAGAGCACCGCUGACGAGCUCUUCGGCCUCGUGAAGAAAACAGCGAUGAACUGGCGCGACCUUGGCAACUUGGUUCACCCCAGUGUACCCCCGCAGCCACGCAGCAGUGACAACUGUAACUACGGCUGUAAGCAUCACCACCAGGACGUGCGACCGUCCUUCAGCAUGGCCGAUGCGCCUGGCGGUGAUCCGCUGCUGAGGCGGGAAGGCGGUGGUGGCUAUGCAGAGCGUCUCGCCGCCGCGCGCCGCGAGCAUCACGCGGCCGCGGGGGACACCAGCAGCAGCAAAGAACGAGUACAACUCGGAGAGGCAAUGCCGUGGUCGGCGGGAUCACCAGCGACGGUCACCAGCAACAGCAGCAGUUUGGCGGACGCCAGCAGCACCAGCGGCGCCUACCGCGGCGGAGCCGACAGCGACCCACCGUCUACAUCGCCUCCGGGCCGGGGUGGUCGAAGCCGCGGGUGCGCGCUCAAGACGAGGGGUGUGGGGGCUGCGGAAAUUAUGCUGCCGUCCUCCUCGUCCGUCGCGGUGUCGCUGUUGGCUGAAGAGAACGAGUUCACCGCCCUCGCCGACGCCGUUGGCGAACUCGCCCCCGCCCCCGCAGCGCCCGCGACGGUGGUGCACACGGCAGCCGCCCACCUCCAGAGCCGAUCUCCUAGUGAGGCCGUCAGUCUGCGGCUACUCGCACUGCUGUAUCGGUACCCGCAGCUGCACACGCUGGAGCCGGUCACGGCGAGCCACGUGGACCUUGUAGCGAAGGAGCUGAACAAGGUCCUGCACAUCCUACAGACGGCGAUGCGGGGCCGUUUCGGCGAUGGGUGGUGGCUGCAGUGGCGCUCACGACGCGAGGGCGAGACGCAGCGCUGCUACGCACGCGCUCUGACGGAUGCACACCGCGGCGGCUACCCCCUCAGCUUUCCGGCAACGGCAUUGCCAUCGUCUUCCUCAAGGGCUGCAGGAGCACCUGGCGCUGCGGUGGUACCACCGGGGACAAUAGGCGUGUCCGCGGUGCAGCCGGACCCGUCCCUGCUUUUUGCCGGCGCUCGGCCUUGGCACGCCCCCGUCAAGCAUGAGCAGGGUACGGUGAACGCGUGGGGGCUAGACCCGGGGUGGUAUCAUGGCAUACCCCCGCCGUCUGCGCCGCCACCGUCCUCGCGGGCACACACGGUUCUCUCCGACCUGUGGUGCACGCACACCUUGAUGAUGCCGAAGGACGAGGGGCUGCGAAAACCUCUUCAAGGUCUGAGAGGGCACUUUACUGGCGCCACUACUUCGCCAGCGCCGUCCAGGGCAACGGCAGCCGCUGCGACAGACACCGCGUCUGUGUCCGCGGCAGCGAUGCACGGUGACGCGCAGGGGACUGGGAUGCUGCUCGAUGUAGACUGGGAUAUCCCGCCAGCCUACACGCCCGACGUCUCACUCGACUUCUCAGCCUUCACAAUGACGUCGGUGGAGACGCAGGAAAGCACGCGGCAGCUCGUGGAGUCUCUGCAGCAGCGAGAGCAGGCGCGUGGCGACGACGGUGACGGCGGUGACAGCGGUGACGACUCCGCAGAUGCGCCCGGCGUGUCGGUGCUGUCGCGUGCGUGUCGGCGGCUGCUGCACAGCGAGCUCCCACUGCUGCAGCAGUACAGCCCGUGGCGCGUCAUCUACAGUACACGGUUGCAUGGCAUUAGCCUAAGCACGCUCUUCGCCAACUGCCGCCGUGAGGCGGAGCGCCAGGCCCUCUCCGGCUACGCCGCCAACUCUGCACCGUCCCACACGCCGUCGGACUCUAAGCCGAUGCUGCUCAUUCUGGAGUUGCCGUCGUCGACAACGCUACAGUUCUCCGAGGAUGACGCCGGCGUGCAAGAGGCCUGGACCCACUCCGGCACGCCCUCCUCUACAAGUCACUCGGAUGCGCACAGGCGAACCGAUGGCGGCGGCGGCGGUGGCGUCCACCAUCGCCACAACAAACUCUUCGUUGGCGCCUUCCUCUCCGACUUGCUGCGGCUCGAGUCGCGGCGGUACUACGGCAGUCAAGCCUGUUUUGUGUUCCAGCUGCUCGUGCCUGGCACUGUUGGAGGCGAAGCGACCGCGUCCGGCGCGCCCGCUGCCUCGGCGGGGCCGCAGCUCCGUGUGCACCGCGCCACUCGCAGCAACGCGCAGUACAUCAACUGCCGCACCACGUCCAUCGUGAUCGGCGGUGGUGCGGGUGGGAGCAGCAUCUACCUUGACAACACCCUCUGCCACGGCGCGACAAGCGCGUGCGCCACAUUCGCGUCGCCGCCGCUGAGCACCUGGGUGUCGACUCCGCGCGAGGCGGCCGGGGACGGCGCCGAUGGCGAGAGCGCCAUGCACAGGCGGCAGGAAAGCUUGUGCGUCCUGAACGUCGAGGUCAUUGUGAUGGACACGUAG